Messenger RNA from Hippoglossus stenolepis (Pacific halibut), 3080 nucleotides. RefSeq names its product protein EFR3 homolog B. Gene Ontology annotation, cellular component: plasma membrane. NCBI's taxonomy places the organism in Eukaryota, Metazoa, Chordata, Actinopteri, Pleuronectiformes, Pleuronectidae. Gene Ontology annotation, biological process: protein localization to plasma membrane. The record is from RefSeq and is a predicted model, not a curated record.
CACACUGACGAACACAAGACGAGACUGUGCUGCCAUCUACUGUCGUUUUCCAGAACUGACUGAGUGAUUCUCUUAGUUUUAACACUCAUCACUGUUGCUAUGGUUACGCCUGGUGGAGACUUGUGUGAACUGGUCUCGUUUUACUUUGAAAAGUCUGGCGUUGUGUUUGAGUCUGGACAGAAACUGAGACGUUUGUAAACGAUGACGCAGACGUUCUCUUCCUGAUUGGUUCUCCUCAGUCACAUGACUCAACCAGCGGUGACUUAGUUUAGAAAUGAAGUCGUAGACGAGUUUGCUCGAGUGUUUAUUUGACGUCCUUUCAGCUGGACUUCAUUCAUCCCUCAGAGAUUGUUGCUGCAGUAACAGUGUCAACCAGCAGAGGGAGCUGCUUCCUCACUGCAGCAGCUGUGAUGAUGGGAGUUUGUCUGUUUUAUUUCCACGUGUCUAUAAAGUUUUUUAAGCCUCUGACUUUGUUUGUUUUUAUUGAAACACUCUGAGUUGUUUAACCAGUGCAGAACGUAGAGACCUCUGUGUGGAACCCGCUGACGUGCGGGUCGAUCCCCAUUGAUCGUGGCUCAGAGCUUCAGGCAGCAGAUGUUACAUCAGCAGCCGUCGCUCGGUUCAGACACGACGCCGGAGCUCAGACUGCCGUCUGCUCCUCCUCUCUCCUCCUCCUCUCUCCUCCUCCUCACAGGUUACCGCGGCGAUGUCAGGGACGCUGCCCAGGUUUCCCACCAUGCCUGCCUUGCUCAGCUCACUGUCUCAUGGCAUCAACCCGCCUACUUUACCCAGCAUGCCCAGCAUGCCCAGCAUGCCCAGGGGGGUGAAGCUGCCGAGGGCUGUCGCCAUGCCGACUGUAUCCCAGGCUCAUCGGAGGAUGCUGCAGGACUGCUGCUCCGUGCUGGACCAUCAGACACCUGGAGGUCUGUGCGGCUGCUGCUGGGCGUUACGUCCUCGCUACAAGAGACUGGUUGAUAAUAUUUUCCCAGAAGACCCCGAGGAUGGACUGGUGAAAGCGAACAUGGAGAAGUUGACGUUCUUCGCUCUAUCGGCGCCGGAGAAACUGGAUCGAAUCGCUGCGUAUCUGUCCGAGCGUCUGACCAGAGAACUGAACCGCCACCGCUACGGGUACGUGUGCAUAGCGAUGGAGGCGUUGGAGCAGCUGCUGUUAGCUUGUCACUGUCAGAGCAUCAACCUGCUGGUGGAGAGUUUCCUCAGGACUCUGCGUCUGCUGCUGGAGGCCGACAAGCCUCACCUGCACAUCCUGGCCACCAACUCUUUCGUGAAGUUUGCGAACAUCGAGGAGGACACGCCCUCGUACCAUCGCAGCUACGACUUCUUCGUGUCCCGCUUCAGUCAGAUGUGUCACUCGCAGCACGAAGACGCCGACACCAGGAGCGAGAUCCGUGUCGGGAUCCGUGGUCUUCAGGGCGUCAGGAAGACGGUGGACGACGAGCUCCAGGUGAACAUUUGGGAGCCUCGUCACAUGGAGCAGAUUGUCCCCGCCCUGCUGGUCAACCUGCAGCAGCACACACACCCUGACAGUGAGUCUCCAGCAGAGCAGACUGAAGUGUGUUUCAGGGAGCUGUUCGGUCGAGCUGCUUAUGGACACAUCAACAACGCAAUCAGACCUGUGCUCAUGCACCUGGACAGUCACAGUCUUUGGGAAGGACGAAGUUUUGCUGUUCGCUGUUUUCAGAUCAUCAUGUACUCCAUCCAGUCUCAACACUCCCACCUGGUGAUCCAGCAGCUGUUGGGUCACCUUGACGCCAACAGUCGGAGUCCGGCGUCGGUCCGAGCCGGGAUCGUAGAAGUUCUGUCUGAAGCCGCUGUCAUCGAAGCGACGGGUUCUGUCGGUCCCGCGGUGCUCGAGGUCUUCAACACGCUGCUGCGGCAGCUCCGGCAGAGCGUCGACUACCAGCUGACCGGUUACUACGACAACACAGGCAAACACAAAACCACCUCCAUGGAGGAGAAGACGCUGCAGGACGCCGUCAUCAAGACCAUCGGAUCCUUCGCCAACACACUUCCUGUCUACCAGAGGUCAGAGGUCAUGCUGUUCAUCAUGGGGAAGAUCCCUGUUCCUGGAAUCUACCCCGCCCUGGGGUCGCCCAACGCCGGGUUCGAAGGAAGCAGAAUGAUCCAGGUGAUGCUGUUGAAGUCUCUGCUCCAGGUGUCGGAGCGUUAUGAAAGCAGUAACCUGUUGAUGGCGCUGCCCUCGUCCUUCCUGGAGCCUCUGCUGUCCUUCACUCUGAUGGAGGACCCUGAGAUCCGUCUGCUGGUUCUCUCCAUCCUCACCUCGCUCAUUGACCGGCGCCACAACGCCGCCAGGCUCCACGCAGCCAGUGUGGUGUUUGACGUCUCAGUGUUGGAGCUGAAGGACUCGUGCUCUCGACAGGACGUCCUGUUCAUGAGGAAGCACGCUCAGCGUCUCUACAGACACGUGUACUUGGCGUGUAAGGAGGAGAGCAGUGGGCGGGGCCACUAUCAGGCUCUCUUCACCCUAUUGGUCGUGCUGAGUGUGGAACUGGCCAAUGAGGAGGUGGUGGUGGAUCUGAUCCGAUUGGUCCUCGCGCUGCAGGAGCUGGCGUUGUCCAAUCAGGAGUCGCUCUCUGUGUUUAACCGCUGUGGCGUUCAUGGCGUCUGCGCCGCCUUCCUCAGUCUGCUGUCACAGCUGGGCCCGCCCCUUCACCUGCACGUCACACAGGUGAUAGACAGUCGUCAUAGAGACGCUCCUCACCUGCUGCCUCAACACGUCCUCUGUGACGAACCCAGUCUACCAGAAGGUGAUCUGAAGGUGGACGACACUCUUCUCUUCGUCCAAUCAAAGAUGUGUGAGGCUCUGUCAGGAAGCAGCUACAGUUCACACGCUGAACGCAUCAACACACCGUACACACCUCAGCUGACAGACGAGGAUCGUCUCUCGAAGAGGAAAAGUGUCGGAGAUAUCGUCUCUCUACAGAUGGACAUGGACGCUCAGUACUGUCCUGAUACACAGCAGGUGUCUCUCUACCUCUCUCUCUCUCUGUCUCUCUCUCUCUGUCUCUCUCUGUCUCUCUCUCUCUCUCUGUCUCUUUCUG